AUGUCCAAGCUCGGCUUCGCCUCUACCAUGGCGGCAAGAAGGAGGAGGACGUGGCCGGCGUGGUGCCUGGUGGCAGCAGCUGCUUCCUCCGUCUGCUUCCUCAGUGACGCUGCGAGGAGGAGCCCGAUGACGCGAUCGCUGCUGGCUGGAAUCUCAGGGGGCAUGGCAGGACUAUACUUCGGAGGAACGUUCAUGCCCAAGUCAUACGUGCUUUACAUUCUCAUUGCAAGCUCCUCCUUGCUCGCCUCUGUCUUCGUCGCCUCCAUCGCCUCUUCCUCCGGGAGAGGGAAGGGUAUGCAGGGACCUCUGUUCAUGCAGGUCGUCUUCACCGUCUUCGUUGCCCUCCUGCCUUCCAGCUUUAUCCUCCAGCCGUACAUGCUCAAGGCGGUUCGAAGUUCACAUCGAGUCGAAGCUCUCGAGCUUCACCGCGUUGGCCUUCUCGCCCUCUACGCGGCUCUUUCAACUCUCAUUGCCUUCUUCAUCCGACUGAAGGGCUCGCAAGGGGGAGCAGAGCACGGGAAGAGCUCGCGGCAUGACGUGGCACUGCGGCAACGUGGCGUUCAGUCUCGCGUGCAGGCGAUGGAGGACAACGACUGGCUUGCUUCUCUUGGCAACAUCGCUGCCAUCCUGUUUGUUUAG
Messenger RNA from Guillardia theta CCMP2712, 639 nucleotides. RefSeq lists its product as hypothetical. The transcript has 7 exons. The coding region runs from base 1 to 639 and encodes 212 amino acids. The record is from RefSeq and is a predicted model, not a curated record. NCBI's taxonomy places the organism in Eukaryota, Cryptophyceae, Pyrenomonadales, Geminigeraceae.